UUUUCUCUUUCUCCUGAUUGUGUGGCUCACAAAAGUUGGAGGCCGUGUCCGAGUGACAUUAGCUGGGUUUCCUCGAGCAUCAAAGUGAUUAUUCGGAACGAACAAAACACCAGUGAAUUUCAACUUUGAGCUCAAACUUCAGUUCAUGGACGUGCGAUAGCCUCCUCGACACGGCCAUUACGGUCUUGGCGUAAAGUAGCCAAGAAGCGGAUACACCCAUUCCCAUCCCCCACCAACCUUAUUUCUUCCACCUUUCACCAAGGUUUGGCAUUGAUCUAUGGCCUCUUUUAUUUUCUUUGAUUGCCAAAAAUGAGAUUCGUGUGUUGGCUUGCCUCUUCUCGUGGGAGCUGAAGGAACAAUGAACUCGAUGUCGAAGACCCAAGUGAUGGAGAAACAAUUGGCCUUCAGCUAGUUCCAUUCUUGACCGGAGUCUUGAUGGUGGUGGAGGAGGAAUAGAGUAGAAGUGGUGUCGGCGGUUGAGGAGGAGUGUUCAAUGGUGCUACCGAGGGGUUCUAUGUCCGGUCUCAUCAUCUAGUCCUAUCAAAUAAAUUGCACAAGAUACUCGCCAAGAAUUGCAAUGAACCAAACGCGGUCUUAAACGAAAAGGAUCCUCCGCAAGACUUUGAACUCCAGGAAUUUGAAACCCAAAGACAGCAAUCAAAUCAGAGUGAAAUAUGGCGAUCUUGGGCGUGAUGCUCCUACUUUCCACACUAACGUAUCCCAGUUAUGGGACUGAUGAGCUUCUUUCGACUUCUGACGAUCCCAAUUUGCCAAUCACAGCUGCAUCUUCAACAGUCACAAACAUGACUCAAAUCGUGGUUUUGGCCAACCGAACCGUCAAUCUUCCUUGUGAUAUCAGCCUGCCAAAUAACCAUGAACAAGUCACUCUCAUCUUGUGGUAUCGAGAGGAUAUUGGCGUUCCAAUAUUCAGUCUGGAGGUGGGACCUUCGGGAGGAUUGGCUUCGGCGGAUGUUUGGUCAGACGACGAGUGGCUCGGGACUCGAGCCACGUUUCGUCCCGAGGCUUUUCCUGCUCGCUUAAUGGUCCACGAUGUCAUGCGGUCUGACGCAGGCCAAUAUCGAUGCAGAGUCGAUUUUACCGAAGCACCCACCAGGAAUACCCUCAUAAACCUGACAGUAAUAGUCCCACCCUCUCCUGUGGUCAUUUUUGACGAAACUGGCUCUCCCAGAACAACAUAUGUGGGUCCGUACCGAGAGGGCUCGAGCAUGACCUUGAUUUGCGAUGCAUUUAACGGUGUUCCCAUCCCCAGUGUAAAAUGGAGGCACAAUGGUAAUUUGGUGGACGACACCUACCAAGUGCUGGCUAACGGCACUGCCAGAAACGAGAUUACCUUUCCUCACUUGGAUCGGACUUUCUUACACAACGAGAUCUCAUGCGAAGUGGAAAACACAAAUCUGACUCGACCCAUUCGAAACACGGUGACGGUGGAUAUGAACUUUGCACCCAUGAGCAUAUCCAUCGACAACAAAGAGGAAAUCUUUGUGGCAGGACGACCCUCCGAGAUCAUAUGCCGCUCCUCAGGAUCGAGGCCUCCCGCUCAUAUAACCUGGUUUCUCAAUGAAAAGCGGCUCACAGAUGCAACUCAUUCGGAUUCCAGUGAUGGUAACACGAGUGUCAGCAUUCUGUCGUUUCUACCACGAUUGGAAGACAUUGGAAAGAUCCUCAUGUGUAAGGCCACGAACGGCUUAAUCGAACAGAGCACCUUGUCAGAUCAUAUGGAACUGGAAAUUGAUUAUGCUCCCCGAGUGGAACUGGCCUUGGGUGCGUCAAUUUCUUACGAUAACAUCUACGAAGGAGGCGAUGUAUACUUUGACUGCAGAAUCGACGCUCAACCGCCGCCAACGAAAGUCAUGUGGCAAUUCAAUAAUGAGCCUUUGACGCCAAACCCAUCGGGAGGCAUCAUUUUGACUAACCAAAGCCUGGUUCUGCAGAGCAUCGAGCGGUCCAGAACCGGUUCCUACACUUGUCAAGCAGCUAAUUCCAUCGGCAGAGGGAGCUCUCAAGAGAUCUUUUUGGAUGUUAAAUACGUUCCCGUUUGUGCCCAUUCGGAGCCCAUUGUGUACGGAGUGGGUAAAGGAGAAAUGGUAGAUGUGUUUUGUGACAUCGUGGCCAAUCCGACGAGCUUCAACUUCCAGUGGUCGUUCAAUAAUUCGGCAGAUUACAUUCGAGUCCCACCUUCGAGAGUACUUAAAGUGAAUGGCACACGGAGUAAACUCACGUACACUCCCUUGAAUAACAAAGAUUACGGAACCUUGAUGUGCUCUGCCACCAAUGAAGUCGGUCACCAAAGAAACCCCUGCAUUUUCCACAUUAUUCUGGCUGUUGCUCCCGAUCCGGUGUCUAAUUGUACCAUCAUAAACAAAUCGUCGGAAACGUUCCAUCUUCAAUGCAUCCCUGGCUUCGAUGGCGGGAUGGAACAAGAGUUCGUUGUCAGUGUGGCAGAGAGAAAGACGGGGAAAGUGGUCUAUAAUCAGACCACGAAGAAGCUCGAUCUCUUCAUUCAGCAUUUGUCGGAGGGAACCUUCUAUCUGACUACCGUCACUCCUACCAAUAAGAAAGGUGUUGGGAAACCAACUCACGUAAUCGUGGAAACACUGCAGCAUCCUGCCGUGGAACUGACUCUUUCCGAAGGAGCCGAUGACUCGGGAGUGAUUAAAACCGGGCGAGAGGCCCAAACAGAAAAAGACGAAUGGGCGGUGCUCACGGGAGCAUUAGUCGGUACUUUGGGAUGCGUCACCAUUUUAGUGGUGGCCAGUCUGGUCAUUCGAUUUUGUGUCUGUCCAGUCAACCGACACACCAAUUCCGCAUUUGUCAAGUCCGACCUUUCGCCCAAUGAUAGUUUUGGCGGAGGACCGCCGGUGUUUGACCACGAUGAUGAUAUUCCCUCAUUCGAUUUGGGAUUCGCGGGGGGUGAUCCUAUGGUUGUAGAGGCUCAAGGCAACGAUAUGCCACUCACUCGAAAAGGCAUUCUUAAGCACACAUUUCAUGAGGAGACCGGCUGGGACAGAAACUUGGAACAUAUGGUAAACGCCAUCGAUAUGAUUCCCCCACCUCCUUUUAAUGACGACUUUAAUCCACCAACGGUAUCUGAAUCGACUGAGGCCAAGGCCUAUCAACAAGGUGUCCAAGGCGGGCCUGGGACCGCUUUACGAUCCUCCCAUGUCGUAGGGUCAAGCAGUACCUUGCCGCGGCGGCUAUCCAGAGAAGGCCUGCUCUGUGACAUUCACCCUGGGCCCCAGUCUUCCAUUGGUUCUCAGUAUGGUUUCCCCACUGGAGAGGGGAGUACGGAUCCUCUGCUCCAAAUCCCCCAGGAACUUUCAGCUGUUCUCACCCUUAAGCGCGGGAUGCACGUGCAUGAGCCCAAAGGCCGAAAAGGCCGAGACGGCAACAAGAUGGGCAGCCUCCAGCGGGGCAUGAAAACAUCGCAAGAAAUUACCCUGGAACCAAAACGCACCCCAUUGCUCAAGAGGAAGCGAGAAAGCAUCGUGUGAACGUUUUAAACGAUAUUCAUUCUUUCAAUACAUCAUCUCCUUGCCCUAUCGAAA
This is a messenger RNA of Tigriopus californicus, 3566 nucleotides long. RefSeq names its product neural cell adhesion molecule 1-like. Lineage: Eukaryota; Metazoa; Arthropoda; Copepoda; Harpacticoida; Harpacticidae. Bases 675 to 3512 code for a protein of 945 amino acids. Gene Ontology annotation, molecular function: protein binding. The transcript has 13 exons. The record is from RefSeq and is a predicted model, not a curated record.